This is a messenger RNA of Bubalus bubalis (water buffalo), 2798 nucleotides long. It is a transcript of the gene HMGN4, whose product is annotated as high mobility group nucleosomal binding domain 4. Gene Ontology annotation, cellular component: chromatin; nucleus. Gene Ontology annotation, biological process: chromatin organization. The coding region runs from base 752 to 1024 and encodes 90 amino acids. The transcript has 4 exons. Lineage: Eukaryota; Metazoa; Chordata; Mammalia; Artiodactyla; Bovidae. The record is from RefSeq and is a predicted model, not a curated record. Gene Ontology annotation, molecular function: nucleosomal DNA binding.
UGUAUUUCCUUGUAUUGACGCUCGGGCGAGCUGCCCAGACGAUCUCUCAAAUCCUAAAGAUGAACCCCUGCUUCUCCCCCAAAGACCUAAAAGACCGCGCUGCCAUAGGAAAACUGAGACGCUCCGUGCAGGAGUGAGCUGGGACAAGCCCUGAAGAAAAGACUGGAAACUGGAACCCUUAGAAAAGACCCAGCAGAAGAUCUCUAAAAACAAAAUGAAAGCAGGCCUCAGCUCAUGUCAGAACACCAGAGAAAUCUGAGGAAGUCAAAAAAAGAAGAGAAAAAAAAGAAAACACCUUACAAAACCUUCAAAACGAAGGGAGGUCUUUGCAGAUAUUAUGUGGAGCAGAGGGAUCCUAGGCAUGGAGGGAGGCCUUUUUGUCCCCCAUUUCUUGCCGUGGUGCCGAAGCCACGCUGCUCAGGGUGGAUCGGGAGCCGCCGGAAGCGGACGCACGCUUUGCGCGGGGGAGAGCCGGCCGGUCCCCGGCUCGGCGAGGCUGCUCGAAGCCCGCAGCCCCGGAAGCGCAUCCUUGCCUUGACUUGCCUUCCUGUUCCCGGCAGCGCCCAGCUCCGGGCGUCUUUUCGCCAGCCUGCGGUCCGUGACGGCCUUGCCUCAGCCCCGGGCACCGGCGCUGCAGGCCGGCAGCUGGGAGUCCCGCGCCCCUCGGACGGCCGCGAGACUCGGAGAAAUCUUUCUAGGAACAGUGAGAAAGACAGAAGAACCCCGUGGGCUGCCGAGCGCUGCUGCCACCAUGCCCAAGAGAAAGGCAAAAGGAGAUGCUAAAGGUGACAAAGGGAAGGUGAAGGAUGAGCCACAGAGGAGAUCAGCACGGUUGUCUGCUAAACCUGCCCUUCCAAAACCGGAGCCCAGGCCAAAAAAGGCCCCUGCAAAGAAGGGAGAGAAGCUGGCCAAAGGGAGAAAGGGGAAAGCAGAAGUCAGCAAGGAUGGGAACAACCCUGCGAAAAACCGAGAUGCCUCUACAGUCCAGUCACAGAAAGCAGAAGGCACUGGGGAUGCCAAAUGAAGUGUACCUUUUUGAUAGCUCUGUACUUCUAGUGACUCUACUGUUUGAAAUACUAUUUUUAAAUCAAAUUUUAUAAAAAUGUAGAUUUUUUUUUUUAAGUUAUGUUGUUAGCACACGAGAUACUUCAUUGUUGUCUUGUGUGGAAAGGGCAAAUAACCACUGGUAGAAUGUUUCAGAAGCUAGAUUGAAAUGGGGGGAAAUAGAAGUAUCUGUCCUCGUAUUUGAAGAUUAUUUUUGGUUCCCGGAAGAGAUUCUCUAACAUUCACGCAUGUCAGCCACUAUGGCUCAGAAGCCUUACUGUGUGGAGAAAAAAUACUUCAUGUCUUCUCCUUUCUUGAUGUCAUCAGCACAUUCUUGACUUCCUGAAACCAGGAGUCAUGAUAUGGCCUUGACACCCCUAGAAUCAGCUGCAUCAGGUAACAAUACUCAGGCUUUCUGGUGAUGACAUCAAGAUGGUGUUGCUCAGAAGAACCAGGAUUCCUGUUUGUAGUUUGUGGAUCAUCUCAUUAAUAAUCCUGGAGUUUUUAGUUCCUUUCCUCCAUGUCAGAGUUGACCUGUGAAAAUCUCUUCAAUGCCUCAUGUAAAAUAAUCACCCUUUUUGAAAAUUUUUCCUGUUUAUUGCAGCAACAGACUUUGUCUUUGGACUUUUUGGAGAGGGGAGUUUGAAAGUUGUAAGAUGCUAUGGAAUGUCACCCAUGUCCUGCUGGAAAUAACUAUUUUUGGAAAGUCUCUUAUAAAGCUGGAUACAAGUUAGCUUCAUGGUAGGGGAGUGAUCAUUUCCUAAUCAAAAGUCAUAAAGCUACUCUUUACUGCCUUUAAAAAGUUUUAUAGUUUGCUUUUCACAUUUGUCUUUAGUCCUCUCAGAACUGAUUUUUACAAAAACAUGAGAUAGUAAUUCAGUAUGUUUUUUUCCAUAUGGUAAGUGGUUGUUCCAACACCAUUUUCUGAAAAGUUCAUUCUUUCCCCAAUGGUCUAUAACACUGACUCUUUUCAUAAAUCAACUUUCUUUGUGUGGAGGGGUGGGGGAGUCUGUUGAUGGUUUCUGUUCUGACUCACUGGUCAAUUUGUCUAACCUUGUGGCAGUACUGUACAAUCCUGAGUACUACCACUUUAGAAAAAGGUCUUGAUAUCUUAGGACAAUUCCACCUCCACCUUCAACAUCAACAAACUUUUCUUCCUUGGAGUAUCUUGGCUAUUCUUAGCCAAUUACUUUUCUAUACAACUUCUAGAAUUAGAUUGACAAGUUCCAAAUCAAACAGAUGAAAAGUUGAAAUUUUUAUUGGAUUUGUAUUGAAUUUAUAAAUUAAUUAUAAUGUUGAGUCUUCCAAUUCAUGAACAUGGUAUAAUUUUCCAUUAUUUAGGCUUUUAAAAUAUCUUUCAAUAAAGUUUUAUUAUUUUCUCCAUUAAAUGUUUUCUUUUGUUAAUAUUUCUUAGAGACAGUACACGGAUGCUACCUUUAUACAAUAUAUUUUUAGUUACUACAUUUUCUGUUUUCAGCUGAAGUUGAUUCAUCGUCCUUUCUAAAUUCAUUCUUAUAUCUGUAUACUCUUUUGGGCUUUCUACAUAGAUAACCAUACAUUCUUUUUGUUUUGUUUCUUUACAGUCGUUAAGUCUUUCCUUUUUCUAGUUUUAGGCAUUGUUCAAGUGCUGGGAGUACAGCAGUGAACAAAACAAAGUCUCUGCUUUCACCAGGCUGAUAUUCUAGUGGGGGAGGGUGUAGAAAAUACACAAAUUUAUGUGAUGGAGUGCUUUAAAUAAACAAGUGUUCAGUUCA